CACGACUUACUCACUCUUGUCUCAGAUUCGGCUCUCUCGCAGGCUGUGCAGGGCACCCGCAUUCGCGGUGUAUAAGUAUCAUUAUCUUCAUCGCUGAGAGUCAACGAUACAUUGCUGCCCUAUGAGUCUCUCAACCGUAGACCUGGACGUCCUGACCGCCAUCAUCGCUCUCCUUUCUCCCAGCGAUGCACGGUCCUUAUCCCUGACGACGCGAGCCCUCUAUCCUGCAGCCCAGCGACACGCGCUCUCCACCGUAGUCCUCGACAAGCCAUCCAAGCUCUCUCGUGCUCACGAAUACCUUCUUGCGGACGUCCCUAACCGGUCACACUACAUCCGUAAACUCACAGUGACCCAUCAAGCACUGAAUUCACCGAGCGAUGACAAUGUCGACGACCCACUGUCGGCUUUCUUCGUGCAAUCAGCUCGACUCCUGGCUGACUUGCUGGAGAGCACACAGUUGCUGACAACAAUAUCAGUCGCCUCCAUGGAGCAGAUCAUUCGCGCGGAGCCUCGCGUCUGGAACGCUCUGACCGCCCUCAGUUUCCUCACAAACGUCGAGUUGAAGGAUGCCCAUGCGGGCGUCCUCAGUCGUCUAGGGGAAUUCCGAGGCCCUCUUCGCAAGCUCGAGUUUUGCGGCUCCCCGGAUUCUUACAUGCUUCCUGGCAAGCUACCUUUUUCCCAGCUCGUGAAGGCGUGGUGCGCAUAUCCACGUCUCCAGCACAUCGGCCUCGACUACGUCCCCAAGGUAGACUAUGACCGAGAACGGCUGUCAUCGUGUACUCCGUGCCAGACCGUGCUUAACCUGGACGUCUCGCACAGCGAAUUACCACUAUCCGGUAUGACCGACAUGUUGCCAAACCUACGAUCUCUCUCGAUCCUCAAUACGAAGGAUUACUCCGAAGACAACGCCGGGAAAUGCUGGAGUCGUUUGGCACGAUUGGACUUCCGCACACAGCACGGGCCGAGCGAUAGCCAACAUCAUUGGGUUAUAACAUCCCGCACGCGGCAGCUUGUCCUCCUCCACAGCGUCGAGACGGAUCCGAACAGAUACUGGAAUUUUCGACAUUUCUACGCUAGCACCGUGGAAGAUGCACAACCUGUCGCUCUUUGCUUAUCGACUUGUCCGUCGGUGGGCGAAGAUUUCUGGACAGGCCUGGUACGCGAAGGAAGAAGGCUGAGAUGUCUCGAUAUUAGGUUACGUGCAGGCUGGAAGUGUCACAAGGAUGUGAGCGAGUGGCUGGACAAGGUCCCUCGGUUCUGGACAGAUUCCGACCUCCUGUACGUCCGUAUCUUCAUCCGCGAGACAGAUUUCCUCUCCCGCAUGAACACCUCCAUUCCUUUUCGAGAGGAUGAUGCCGCUGCGAUGGCAUAUGUGAAGCAAACCGUCUCUGCUCAUCUACUCGCCUGCGUGCCGACGGUCCGUUUGAUUGCUAUCAAGUUAAUGAAUGAAACGUCCUGGUGGCGGGCGCAGCAGGGCGGCGAGGGUGGCCCGAGGCAUCUGGUACCAAUCUCGAGUGACGUCGGUCACCAUGUGGAAACAUACCUGUAUUCGGAGGAAUUUGAGCAGUCAAUGGUGUUUGACGGUGAGUGCACGACGAUGAGCGGGCACUUAUACUAAUUUUAGCUGCAGAGUCUCUGUUUGACCGUCAGAGCGGGCUAUGCACGAAAACUCGUGUCACCAAAACAUGUUGUCAGUCAUGGUUCUGUGGACAUGUAUGAGCUGAAGGGUGUACCGAGAGUGAUUCAUACAUAUUAGAUCGUCCUUCGUCUCUCUCGACCACAGUGCUCUGCCUGGUGUGUGUAUCACUGGUCAUACCUCUGGCAGGCCUGCACUAAGGUAUAUUGCGG
Messenger RNA from Fomitopsis serialis, 1848 nucleotides. RefSeq lists its product as uncharacterized. The transcript has 3 exons. The record is from RefSeq and is a predicted model, not a curated record. Bases 122 to 1618 code for a protein of 498 amino acids. NCBI's taxonomy places the organism in Eukaryota, Fungi, Basidiomycota, Agaricomycetes, Polyporales, Fomitopsidaceae.